CAACAACAACAACAACACAUCCUUCCUCUUCCCCACGUCUUCUUCUCUCCCUCCCAUUUCUUUUUCUUUUUUUUUUAAUAUUUAUUUAUAUAUAAUUUCUUUCUUUCUGUUUGCUUUUUUUAUUUACAAGUAGUUUUCACAUUUUUAUCCAUCCCAAUUUUAUUUUGUGGAUGGAUCCACCCAUCCCUUCCCCAAUUCCCUCCCCACCUCCCAUCCACCCUCCUCCACUCCUCCAACCUUCUCAUCCCCUCUUCAUUCCCAUUUGGAAAAUUCCCUUCUAUCUAUGACAAACAUUAGUUCAAACAUUGACAUCAAAACAAUACCAGUCACAACAGACAAACCAUCAGUAUUGAUGAAUAAGAAGAAGAUGGAUCCAAUCUCUAUCAAUGGAGGUAGUACUGAUCCUGACACCAGCCCUUGUCCAAGUCCUCAGGCUCUUGAUUCUAUGGUUGUUCCUAAUAUAUCUGAAACCGGUUCUUAUUCGCCGUCAACCUCAACUUCUUCCUCUGUUUUCACCAAAUUGAAUGAUAGUGCUGCUGUUAGUGACUCUUCUGCAACUACCAGCACUAAUACGACGACUACUAGUACGCGGAGUAACAGUUUAGAUAGCUCUAGUACUUAUUCGGCUCCGAUCAGAAGGCACACCGGAGGGGAUUGCCGAUGGGAAGCUAUUCGGUUGGCUAAUUCAAGAGAUUCCCCCAUUGGCCUUGGCCAUUUCAGGCUUUUAAAACGCCUAGGCUAUGGUGAUAUUGGUAGUGUUUAUCUUGUUGAGCUUAGGGGGACUUGUGCUUAUUUUGCGAUGAAAGUUAUGGACCGAGCUUCGCUUGUCAGUAGGAAUAAGGUGCUUCGAUCGCAGACCGAAAGGGAAAUUUUAGGCCUUUUGGACCAUCCUUUCUUGCCUACAUUAUAUUCACAUUUUGAGACCGAUAAGUUUUAUUGUUUGGUGAUGGAGUAUUGCAGUGGAGGUAAUCUUCAUUCUCUUCGGCAGAAACAGCCUAACAAGUAUUUCACCGAGCAGGCGGCACGGUUUUAUGCGUCGGAAGUCUUGCUAGCCCUUGAAUACUUGCACAUGCUCGGCAUUGUUUAUAGGGACUUAAAGCCAGAAAAUGUACUUGUUAGAGAAGAAGGCCAUAUCAUGCUCUCUGAUUUUGAUCUAUCGCUUCGGUGUUCUGUCAAUCCAACACUAGUAAAAUCAUCAUCUGUACACGGUGGUGGUGGUGGCAUACUAGACUCGGAAAAUGCUGUCCAAGGGUGCAUUCAACCAACUGCAUUUUUUCCAAGAAUACUCCCAAAGCGGAAUCGAAAAUCUAAAUCUGACUUCGGAGUUGGCAAUGGUAACCUUCCAGAGCUCAUGGCAGAACCAACAAAUGCGCGAUCAAUGUCAUUUGUAGGCACUCAUGAGUACUUAGCUCCGGAGAUUAUUCGCGGUGAGGGACAUGGUAGUGCCGUUGAUUGGUGGACAUUCGGAAUUUUUCUCUUUGAGCUUUUGCAUGGUACAACUCCAUUUAAAGGUGCGGGGAAUCGAGCUACAUUGUUCAAUGUUGUAGGACAACCUCUAAGAUUUCCCGACACGCCCAGUGUAAGCAUGGUUGCAAGAGAUCUUAUUCGCGGUCUUCUUGUAAAGGACCCUCAAAAAAGAAUUGCUUAUAGAAGAGGAGCAACCGAAAUAAAACAACAUCCAUUUUUCGAGGGAGUGAAUUGGGCAUUGAUCAGGAGCACCACUCCGCCCCAUGUGCCCGAUGCCGUAGACUUUUCACAGUAUGCAGUUAAGGAGAAAAAAGGCGCGGAAAAUGGUGUUGAUGUUAGUAUUAGUAGCGGUGCUGGUGGCGGUGGUGGCGGCAGCAGCGGAGGAGGAAAUAAAGGGAAUAAUGCAAAUGAUUCUUCAUAUCUUGAUUUUGAGUAUUUUUAAGGUGAGUUACAUUGGAUCAUUGCAAUACAUAGUGAUCUAUUUUUCUGUGAUUGAUGUCGAAAAGUACAUAACUUUAGAUGGGAGCUCUGAGAGUGCUUUGAUCUUCAUCUUUGUUUACUGAAACAAUGCAGAGGAAUGUGUGAUAUACUCAAUGCUCAAAAGCUUACUAAUUGAACAGCAAUUUUUAGCAAAUAGAGCUUCCAUUGUGAUUGGAAGGAUGUUUUUCAUUUGCAACUAAUUUUGUUUUGCUUUA
Messenger RNA from Dioscorea cayenensis subsp. rotundata (Guinea yam), 2162 nucleotides. RefSeq names its product serine/threonine-protein kinase AGC1-7-like. Gene Ontology annotation, cellular component: nucleus; cytoplasm; plasma membrane. Gene Ontology annotation, biological process: protein phosphorylation. The transcript has 3 exons. NCBI's taxonomy places the organism in Eukaryota, Viridiplantae, Streptophyta, Magnoliopsida, Dioscoreales, Dioscoreaceae. The record is from RefSeq and is a predicted model, not a curated record. The coding region runs from base 284 to 1909 and encodes 541 amino acids. Gene Ontology annotation, molecular function: ATP binding; protein serine/threonine kinase activity.